Molecule: messenger RNA, 4414 nt
Organism: Acanthaster planci (crown-of-thorns starfish)
Lineage: Eukaryota; Metazoa; Echinodermata; Asteroidea; Valvatida; Acanthasteridae
Product: amine oxidase [flavin-containing] B-like
Cellular component (GO): mitochondrion
Molecular function (GO): primary methylamine oxidase activity; flavin adenine dinucleotide binding
Source: RefSeq, a predicted model, not a curated record
CGGAUGCGCGCUAGUCCAGUUGGCGAUCGCCUGCGCUUGUGGGAAGUUAGUCCGCAAGAAUUCUCCGCGGCCGCGAGAGAGAAGGUGCACUUUGAGGGAAGAUUUGCGUCGGGAAGAGUAGCGAUUUUUCACCAUGACGAGCAGCAAGAAAGAUGUGAUUAUUAUCGGAGGUGGCAUCUCGGGAAUGUCAGCAGCCAAACUGCUACAUGAUGAAGGUUUAGAGGUCUUGGUUGUUGAGGCACGAGACAGGCUAGGAGGACGAACUUUGACCCAGGUGGAUCCCAGUGUUGGCUAUGUGGACUUGGGUGGUUCCUAUGUUGGCCCAACCCAGAACCGUCUUCUGAGACUGGCCAAAGAACUUGGAGUGGACAACUACAGGAUCAAAGAAGAUGAACGACUCAUCUGGGUUGACAAUCAAAAGGGCUACCCAUUCAGGGGAACUUGGCCCACGUUCUGGAAUCCUUUCAUCAAUCUUGAUUUGAAUCAUGCCAUCAGAGAGGUUGAUCGGCUCGGAGACAUGAUACCAGUGGAUGCACCUUGGGAUGCACCCAAUGCUGAAGAGUUAGACAGCAUGACCAUGAAGGAAUGGAUUGACAAAAAUUGCUGGACAGAAAACGGGCGUCGGUUCUUUUCAGCAUGUGUCAGAUUGAUUGUUACCAUGGAUCCCAAGGAGUUGUCUGUGCUGUUUUAUAUGUGGUACAUCAAACAGUGUGGGGGAUUUCUCCGCAACCUGAUGACCGAUAAUGGGGGCCAGGAGAGAAAGUUUGUUGGUGGGUCUCAGCAACUAAGCAUUAAGAUUGGAGAACGUGUCGGCAAAGAAAACAUCAAAUUUGAGAGUCCUGUUUCUCAGAUAGACCAAAGCGAGGAGAAAGUAGUAAUUCAGAACAUUCAUGGAGAGGUCUUUGAGUCACAAUUCAGAAACGGGCGUCGGUUCUUUUCAGCAUGUGUCAGAUUGAUUGUUACCAUGGAUCCCAAGGAGUUGUCUGUGUUGUUUUAUAUGUGGUACAUCAAACAGUGUGGGGGAUUUCUCCGCAACCUGAUGACUGAUAAUGGGGGCCAGGAGAGAAAGUUUGUUGGUGGGUCUCAGCAACUAAGCAUUAAGAUUGGAGAACGUGUCGGCAAAGAAAACAUCAAAUUUGAGAGUCCUGUUUCUCAGAUAGACCAGAGCGAGGAGAAAGUAGUAAUUCAGAACAUUCAUGGAGAGGUCUUUGAGGCCAAGUACGUGAUCAUUGCUAUGGCUCCAUCAAUGACCCAGCGCAUUCAUUACAGCCCCCCUCUUCCACCCAAGAGGAACCAACUGAUAGCUAGAGCUCCUGUUGGCAGCGUCAUCAAGUGCAUGGUGUAUUACAACAAGCAAUGGUGGAAGGACAGAGAUUUCUGUGGCUCAACUUUCAACGUGGAUCCUGCCAGUCCAAUGGUGUAUUCUUUGGAUGAUACCAAGCCAGAUGGCAGCUUCCCUGCAUUGAUCUGUUUUGUGGCAGCCAACAAAGCCAGGGAAUUCUGCAGCAUCAGCAAGGAAGAAAGGAGAGACAGGUUGUGCAAGGCCUACUUCAAUGCCUUCAAUGGGGCCGAGGAAGCUUUGCAUCCGGUGAACUACGUGGAGAAAAACUGGAUGGAGGAACAGUACUCUGGUGGAUGUUACACAGCGACCUAUGGACCUGGUGUCCUGACUCAGCUGGGAAAGGAACUUCGUAAGCCAUUUGGACGUCUGUAUUUUGCUGGAACUGAGACUGCUACCCACUGGGCGGGAUACAUGGAAGGCGGCAUACAGGCAGGGGAACGAGCUGCAAGAGAGGUGCUGCACAGAAUGGGAAAGAUAGCAGAGAAUGAAGUCUGGCAGGAUGAACCAGAAUCAAAGGAGGUGCCAGCUCUUCCCUUCCACUCCACUUUCUUCGAGCGGAAUGCACCAUCUGUUCCUGGCUUCCUCAAGUUCUUGGCACACACUGCCAUCGCAUCUACAGCCGUUGGGCUUUUUGUUGCUUGGCGUGCCAAGUACAAGUAAACGAGUCUCGUCGAAGAGAAGUGACUGAAUCUGGACGGUCAGAGUCCAAAGGAUUUUUUAUUUGGGGAUUCAUGGAAAGGUUGGGCAGCAUUGCAAGUCCGGCAAUUUAAUGCCAAAUACCUUGAUCAUCCUACUGAGAUACAAGUUUGCCUGCUUCAAAGUUAAGAAGGGGAAUUGAUAAACACUACCACUACCACACAAGGCUUGCAAAGAAAUGUUGAGUGCGGUGGUUUUACAUUCCAAUCAAGUGUGUUGUUACAGCCAGCAUUAAUAUAACUAAUGAUUGUCGGAAGAUUUUGGUUGAUUUGCAAUGCACGUAUAUAUGUCCCACUCUGCAAAAAUGUGUAUUAUGUCGCGCAUUGCAAAAACGCAUACUGGCCUGUUCCAUGUGCUGAGGGUGAAAUAUUUGGAGGCCAAUUUCUUGACCAGAAAGCCUCUGUUACUAAGGAAAAUUAAGAGAGUAUGUUUCUGUUAUGUUUACAGAGCAUUAUCUCAGAAGCACGUGUGAUAAAAUGAAAUUAUAUGAAUAUGCAAAUGGCAAGUAACUCCAAAAUGCAAAAUGCCACCGGGAUGAAUUAUAUAUCGAAUGAAAGCUUAGCUUAAGGUUAAAACUUGUAUAAAAACUGUCUGAUGAAACUUUGAUGUCACAGAUUUAACAAAAUCAGUAUUUUACGACUGAACUAAGUUUGGUGUUGGGUAACAGAGAGCUGUUACCUUUGGACGGUGACUCAUUUUUAAUGAAAAUAAAGGAAAUUAAUUAGAUUGAAUUUCAAGGCACAUUGCACUACUUGUAAAUUUUGUUUUCAUGUACAGGAGAUGGAGAGAGAAAGGAAUUAAGAGUGAUUUUUACCUGUCUGUAAAAGACUAAAACACCAGGGGUAACAUGCUUUAUACAUGUGUCUGUAAAAGACUAAAACACCAGGGGUAACAUGCUUUAUACAUGUGUCUGUAAAAGACUAAAACACCAGGGGUAACAUGCUUUAUACAUGUACUUUGAUCCAGUCACUCUACUGUUGGAUAGAUCUAGUGGCACCAUUUUGAGGGGGGUUUGUCAGUAACAGAUUUAUUUGACUAUCGUAAGCCAACUUAUGCAGGUUGUUAGUUUGCUGAGUUUGGUUAGACUAAGAGCAUGUGAUUGCAAUGUGGCAGUGCAUGUUGGAAAGACUAAAUCAGCAGAACAAUCUUGGUUGCAAGUUUGAAAAUUCUGACAACUCGACGCAAUCUCAACUCUUGGCCCAAGGACUUUUUCCAGGCCAUUCAAUAUUUCAGGAUUGCUGGUGAAAUUGUGAGUUAUAAACUACAAACAGGUUUCAAGCAAAUAUGACAGAAUAUGCAUUAUUAUGUGCAUAUUCAUUUUUAUAAAUAACCAUCCAUUUUAACCCUAAAUUUUGUAAGAGGUAUUUGAUUCUUCGCAGUUGUGGAAUUGUGUACGGAUUCCAGGAAGGAAAGUUCAUGGGGAGUUUUGUCUUUAUCAUUACUGCAGAAAAUUAUUUAGCAGGAAUUAGAAGUUAGAAUUCUAGUUGUAGUGAGGGAAAUACACAUGCCUGCCUAUAAAAGGCUAAAAAUGUGGACAUUGUUAUCAAUUGUUUUGCUUUACUUUCAACGAAAAGUUGUGGUGUUUAGUUUAUCUUGAUUUAUUUUGUUUGUAGUUUUGUGUUAUGCUUUGUAAUUGCCUACUCCAUUGAGAUCUUUAUUCCAAACACGAUGGCUGAAAUGUGAUAAAUAAAUACUGGCAAAGUUUUGUAGUGAAACCCUUCCUGUAAAUGACUUUAUCAGAAGAAAAUAUAAAUACUUUAGUGAUACAUUACACAUGCGUACACAUGUAAGUGUACAUGUUGUGCUUGGCUUUUGUGAUACAUUACACAUGCAUACACAUGUAAGUUUACAUGUUGUGCUUGGCUUUUGGAGUUUUUAUUCCUAAGUCAUUCAAAACGCUACAGCUGAAAAUGUGGUGAACAUUAAGUAGUUGGAAAUUUGGAGUGAAAUGAUUCCUUUAAAUAGAUUUAUCAUUAGCAGAAAAGAUAUAUACCUGAAAACAUUGCAUGUUAAACAUGUCUAGUGCUUUGCUUUGUGCCCGAUGGUUAUUCCAACUGUAAAGGCUGAUUAUAUAAGAAACUAUAUAUGCUUUACAUGAGACUUUCACAAAAUGGAGUGUUAGUUUAUGAAUGCAUUAUAAAACAUGCUCAGUGGAAACAUGUUUUCGAAUGAACAAUCAUGGCGUACUAAAAUAAGUUAAAAUUCAUCUGUACAUCAGUGAAUACCUCAAAUAUUUUACAAAUGUUACAGUGACAUUUCAAAUGUUUUAUUCUUGUAUAAUACUUGUGAUUCCAUGUUUAUUUACAGCUUCAAGUAAAUUUGCCUUCAAAUCAUGCCGUGUUUAACGUUAAAUAAAAACACAAUUUUGCUGAAGCC